Messenger RNA from Trichomonas vaginalis G3, 927 nucleotides. RefSeq names its product EP4 subtype prostaglandin E2 receptor binding. The record is from RefSeq and is a predicted model, not a curated record. NCBI's taxonomy places the organism in Eukaryota, Parabasalia, Trichomonadida, Trichomonadidae. Bases 1 to 927 code for a protein of 308 amino acids. The transcript has a single exon.
AUGAGCGACAUUAUAGGUAAAGUAUAUCAAUCAUUGCAAUCGUGUGACCCUCAUUCUAUUAAGAUAUAUAUUAACGAUCAUGAGUAUAAUACAAAUCUUUAUAUUGGAAUGGCAAUUUGCAAUACAAUUCAAAAUGAAUUUUAUUUAAAUCAAUCAACGAAAGAAUUUAGAUUCUAUACAAACAUUACUGACAAUAAUACAUAUGAUGUACUUGAAAAGAUAUUUAGAUUACAAAUUCCAGAGAAUGUCGAAGAUAAUAUUGCUUGUGACCUUUUGAAUCUUGGAGAAGUAAUGAAAAGUGAAUCAUUAAUGUCUUUCUUUAUGAAAAAAUUUCAAAAUGAUGAAUACAAUUCGGAAAACAUACUUAUAAAUGUUAAAUAUUGCAAACAAAUUGGAUACAGCGAAAAAAUAUUCGAUUUCAUAUGUGAAAACAUCGAUUCAAUCAACCAUGACGAACUAAUAAAUUCUAUUGUAGAAGCUGGAUUAGAUUUUGCAGAAAAAUUAUUGAUUCAUUUCAAGAACAGAAAUAAAAACUCAAAUGAUAUCAUAUUCUCCCUGAUAAAUAAAAAUGCAAUUUUCAUUGAUACAAUUUCAUAUCUCAAUGAUGAAUAUAUUGAAAUCAGAGAUGCUAAAGAUUCAUUGAAAGAUUUAUCUGGACGAUCAUCAAUCAUAGCAAUUUUCAAAACUAUUUUAGAUCAAAGAAAAGAAAAAGAAAAUAGAAUUCAAGAAUUUGAACAAAAGAAUAUAAGUCUUGAUAAUGAAUUAUCUAAAUUAAAAGAAGAAAUAGAAAACAUUAAACAAGAAAACUCAGAUAUGCAAAAUGAAUUAACAACAUUACGCAUAGAAAUUGGAAGAAUUAAACAAGAUAACUCAAAUAAAGAUAAUGAAUUAGCAAAAUUAAAGAGAAAAAAAAGGAUCUUUAUAUGA